CAGAAAGUGAUGACUGCCCUCUUGGUUAGGUCAGAGCUCAAGUAAUCACAGCCAUCCAUUCAAGAACAUCAGAAAGUAUCAUGACUUGACUUAAUGGGGGUAUAGGCCCAUGUAGGUAAUAUAUGGAUUACAAAUGUCAAAUAUAUGAGUGAAGUGAAUCUUCUGCAACACAAAAAAAAUGCAUGUUGUCUUUAAAUCCAGGGUGACCAAACACUUGAAGGCCCUCAAAGCAAAGAUGCCCAGAUUUGGCAUUUUCCCAACUGGGGGUUGUUUUGAUGGAUGCAGGGAUCAUACUCAACAAGCCUCAGGUUUUGGGACAAGGAUCUGGAACCUGUGUGACAAGCCUCUGGAGCUGCAAAUAAGAGUUGGUUCUAUACUGAAAAAAGUUCACACAAUAAAACCAGGCUCUUCAAAGAGGCUGAAAUGCAAGAGCAUAUACAAAGCCUAUAUGCCUGGAGGUGGUGAGAUUGGGAGUGGUGGCAUGAAGAGCUUGCUCUAUUACUAUGAUGAGACUUGCCACCCUUAUGUUUGGAUUCAUGACACUGGUGGUGGUGACACAUUGAGAAUGGUCAAGCAGCAAUAUAUUAGCCUUGAGGACCUCAGAGACUAUUGUGAGAUCAGAAUCUUUAGGGAUCAUCAAAGAGGCUGCAUAUCGGUUCGCAAGAAACCCAGGCCAGAUUUUUGCCUCUUCACGCGAACAAAACGCGAUCUUGCUUCUUCUUUCUGCAAACAGUCUUCUACAGUAGCACGGUCCACAGACCAAGUCUCCCAAAACCCAUUUUUGUUGUCUUCAUCUCAAUCAAAGUUUUCACCUUCUUCCCCAACCCAUUUCUCAAAAAUGGGGAUUUCAUGGAGUAGCAACCGAAGAAGAAACAGCUAUUAUCAGAACCCACCUCCACAACUACCACCUCAACCCCAAUACAUCGCAAGUUCUCAUCGCUAUUACUCCUCAGACCAUCCCUCUCUCUCUCCUCCUCCACCACCUCCUCCUCCUCCUCCUCCUCCUCCACCACCACCGCCACCUCCACCUCCACCUCCACCACCACCUGGUCCUAUGCUUACUUCUUCAUCUUCUUCUUCAUUUUCUUUUUCUGCAAAUAAUAGUAACUACCCAUAUGUCAAUACCGCCACCCCUUACGCUCAACAACCCAGAGGUCCUUAUCCCGCCUACCCUCUUCCUCUUACACCUCCUCCUCCUCCACCUCAAACCCAUUAUUGCUAUGGCCACUACAGUUCAUGCAACCAUGCCAAUUCCGCCAUGGGUCGCUUCAGUUACAAUUACAAUUACCAGCCUUAUUAUGCUGCCAAUCAGGCUAAUGGGUGGCCCGCAAUUCGGCCUCCCGUGGGCCCCGUGCUGCCUCCUCCGCCUCACGUUGAGCAUCAGAACGCCAAGAAGGUGAAGAACGAUGUCAACGUGCAUAAGGACACAUUGAGGCUUGAGAUAGAUGAGCUGAACCCUGAUCAACAUUUGGUUUCUUUCGUUUUCGAUGCCAUGUAUGAUGGGAGCAUUACAGUGUUCUACUUUGCCAAGGAAGAGCCAGACUGUAGGUUUGUUCCCCUAUUCCCUGAAGCAUUUGUGCCAGUGAGAGUCCCCUUUCAGAAGGGUUCCGGGCAAAAAUUUCGUCAGCCCUCAGGAACAGGCAUUGAUUUAGGUUUCUUUGAGUUGGAUGAUCUUUCAAAACCAUCACCCGGAGAAGAUGUAUUUCCGCUUGUAAUAUCUGCUGAAACAUUUCCACCUCAUUCAACAGAUGAGCAUAUUGUUGAGCCCACCCCAGAUACAUCCCCUCGUAUGCAGAUUACUCAAGCUGUACUAGAAAAGAACAAUGGUGACCAUUUCCAAGUGAGAGUAAUUAGGCAGAUACUGUGGAUUGAUGAAGUUCGUUAUGAGCUACGUGAGAUAUAUGGAAUAGCAAGCUCGACAGUGGAAGGCUUUGAUGACAAUGACCCUGGGAAGGAGUGUGUGAUAUGCAUGACUGAACCUAAGGACACUGCUGUGCUACCUUGUCGACAUAUGUGUAUGUGCAGUGAUUGUGCAAAAGAGUUGACGCUUCAAUCCAAUAAAUGCCCUAUCUGCCGUCAACCCAUUGAGGAACUCAUAGGGAUUGAGAUAAAUAAAAGUCGUCAAUGAAGAUACUUUUUUUCUCCAUACUAUGUGGAUUGUGGUAUGGCUAUUGACUUCUUUUAUGUGUGCUUUCACCUGUUGUAUAAAUGCAUUUUUGAUUUGUUUUGUAUAUUGUAAUUGAUGCGAUGUUUUCUAAUAUGCAUGUGAUUAUCUUACAGAGCUUACUCAAAUUUGAUUCUCCAAGAAAGAACUUUCUUAACCAUUA
Messenger RNA from Prunus persica (peach), 2327 nucleotides. RefSeq names its product probable E3 ubiquitin-protein ligase LUL4. Gene Ontology annotation, molecular function: ubiquitin protein ligase activity. The record is from RefSeq and is a predicted model, not a curated record. NCBI's taxonomy places the organism in Eukaryota, Viridiplantae, Streptophyta, Magnoliopsida, Rosales, Rosaceae. Gene Ontology annotation, biological process: protein ubiquitination.